AUGACAGACAUGAUCUACCAGUCUCUCAGCCAAAGGCCUGAGGAGAAGGACGCACCACCCGGCAAGGACAUCAGCGAAUGCUAUUUCAAAGAGAAAUGGGGCUUCACCGUCUACCGGACUGCCUAUGGUGGCGAGUCCGAGCGAUACUGGCAAGCAAUUAUUGACGACUUAAAUGCGCAGGUUCCAGAUUCGGUAAAGGAGCUCACCAGCGGCCAGCCCGAGGCCCAGACCCAAGAGAUCAUUUCACUGUUUCGAUUGGAUCCCCAAUCCAACGAGAAACAGAUGGCAGGCCUCACAACGCAGCAGAUGCGCGAGACCUUCCUUCAGGCAUGUAGCAACGAGCAAGAGACCCGGCCGAUGAACGCAUUACGGCCUCCGAUGUUAGGCAGCCACCUCUUCCUGCUGGUGGAUGAGGAGGUGGUUGCAGCGGCAACUUCAGAGCAGAACGAUCAGCUCUGUGUCAAGUGCGUGGAUGCGGACUACAGGGCGGAGGAGGCUGUGCCGAGGAACACGCGGGUGCGGCAAACAUGGUUUGGCUGGAUGAUGAUGACUACAAGGAGCCUGGCGGCCUUCAGGGACCAUCUGUACCUGAAGAGUGAACUGCAACACAUCGCGCCUUAUAUGCUGGAUGAGUCUGGGCUGGAUGCUGUGGUAUGGGACGGGGAGGACCGUUCCGUCAUGUGGGAGGUGAGGCGCCCGGAUCGUAUGCGUCAAGGGUAG
This is a messenger RNA of Diaporthe citri, 720 nucleotides long. RefSeq lists its product as uncharacterized. The coding region runs from base 1 to 720 and encodes 239 amino acids. The record is from RefSeq and is a predicted model, not a curated record. NCBI's taxonomy places the organism in Eukaryota, Fungi, Ascomycota, Sordariomycetes, Diaporthales, Diaporthaceae. The transcript has a single exon.